Lepidothrix coronata (blue-crowned manakin) is the source of this 1407-nucleotide messenger RNA. RefSeq names its product potassium channel tetramerization domain containing 9 (gene KCTD9). The transcript is spliced from 11 exons. Gene Ontology annotation, molecular function: protein binding. Gene Ontology annotation, biological process: protein homooligomerization; intracellular signal transduction. Lineage: Eukaryota; Metazoa; Chordata; Aves; Passeriformes; Pipridae. The record is from RefSeq and is a predicted model, not a curated record.
CCGCGGGUCGUGUCAGUCAUCGCGCGGCGCUUCCGGGUGUUGUGGCGGCCCCGGCGCGGCGGGCGCAGCAUGAGGCGGGUGACGCUGUUCGUGAACGGCAGCGCCCGCAACGGCAAGGUGGUGGCUGUGUAUGGGACCCUCUCAGAUUUGCUCUCUGUGGCCAGUAACAAGCUUGGAAUCAAAGCCACCAGUGUUUACAAUGGCAAAGGGGGACUCAUCGAUGACAUUGCUCUGAUCAGGGAUGAUGAUGUUUUGUUUGUCUGUGAAGGGGAGCCCUUCAUUGAUCCUCAGACUGAUGGGAGAGCUCAGGAGGAGCUGACAGGGUCCCACACAGACUGGCUGACACUCAAUGUGGGAGGCAGAUACUUCACCACUACAAGGUAAAAAUGCUUUUAGUCUCCAAAAAACUCGAUUUCAAUGCAGCAAAAGAGCUUGAAAAACAACUUAUUUGUGGAAACAGAUGCUUGGGGGAACAAGCAGGAUCAUAGAGGAGCAUUCCUAAUUGACCGCAGUCCCGAGUAUUUUGAGCCCAUUUUGAACUAUUUACGUCACGGACAGCUCAUUGUAAAUGAUGGCAUUAAUUUGCUAGGUGUCCUGGAGGAAGCCAGGUUUUUUGGUAUCGAUUCCCUAAUCGAACACCUCGAAAUAGCCAUUAAGAAUUCCCAGCCAGCUGAGGAUCACUCUCCCAUCUCUCGGAAGGAGUUUGUCCGGUUCCUGCUGGCAACACCCACCAAGUCCGAGCUGCGCUGUCAGGGCCUGAAUUUCAGUGGAGCGGAUCUUUCCCGCCUGGAUCUUCGCUACAUCAACUUCAAGAUGGCCAAUCUGAGCCGCUGCAACCUGGCCCAUGCCAACCUGUGCUGUGCCAGCCUGGAGAGGGCUGACCUGUCAGGCUCUGUGCUGGAUUGUGCCAACCUCCAAGGGGUGAAGAUGCUGUGCUCCAACGCGGAGGGAGCGUCCCUGAAAGGCUGCAACUUUGAGGACCCAUCAGGCCUUAAAGCUAAUCUGGAAGGUGCCAACCUGAAAGGAGUGGACAUGGAGGGCAGUCAGAUGACAGGAAUUAACCUCCGAGUUGCAACGCUGAGAAACGCCAAACUAAAGAACUGUAACCUCAGGGGAGCAACGUUGGCAGGAACUGAUUUGGAAAAUUGUGACCUAUCAGGUUGUGACCUCCAGGAAGCCAAUUUGAGGGGCUCUAACGUGAAAGGAGCCAUCUUUGAAGAGAUGCUGACCCCCCUGCACAUGUCCCAGAGCGUCAGAUAGGGAAGAGAAGACGUCAGAGAAGAAGGAAUCCAAACAUCUGUUGUGACUUUCUUCACCUCCUCCCCUUCCUGAGUUAGAAGUAAUGGUUAUUAGACAACUUCCAUUUGCAGUAGUGCCUAAGUAGGCUCUCUUUGAUCACUUUUGGGG